Messenger RNA from Octopus bimaculoides (California two-spot octopus), 6881 nucleotides. RefSeq lists its product as uncharacterized. Lineage: Eukaryota; Metazoa; Mollusca; Cephalopoda; Octopoda; Octopodidae. Gene Ontology annotation, cellular component: protein phosphatase type 1 complex. Gene Ontology annotation, biological process: regulation of glycogen biosynthetic process. The record is from RefSeq and is a predicted model, not a curated record. Gene Ontology annotation, molecular function: protein phosphatase 1 binding; glycogen binding.
GGAAAAAAAGUACGCAACAUUUGAGAUAAAACUAUGCAGCUACAGAAGUACACUUUCCUCCCACUUGUAUUGUUUUAUCGAUGUGGUUAACAUAAUGCAUCAAAAGUGAAAGUUAGGGUGCUUUCGGCUCUAUUGCCAAAUUCUGAGUGGCAACUAUCUAUCAGCUGGGUUGCGGGUCACGUGAUCACGGCAGACAGCUUGGGCAAUUAAGAGAAGCUGAAAUCUCAAAGAGAGAGAGAGAGAGAGAGGGGAUAUACGGAGGCAAAGAAGAGAGAAAAGCAGAGAAGAAGCAAGAGCAACUUCAGAUGGAACCGAACAUAAUGCACCAAAAGUGAAAGUUAGGAUGCUUUCGGCUCUAUUGCCAAAUACUGAGUGGCAACUAUCAGCUGCUUGCGGGUCACGUGAUCACAGCAGACAGCCUGGGCAAUUAACUGAAGCUGAAAUCUCGAAGAGACGGGUAUACAGAGAGAAAGAGGAAGAGAGAGCAGAGGAGCAGAAAGAGCAACUUAGAUGGGAACCGAACAAACCGCAUUUCAGGUCUAAUUGCUGCUUUACUAAAUGCCAAAAAAAGACACGGAUAUAUCGUGCGGUCGCCGUUGUCACCGUUAACCAUGCGACAUUAUUUACCAACGAGAAGUACCCUCGAUUCUUCUGUGUAAUAAUAAAGAAGAAUGGGGAAUUAUUUCUCUCGUAUGGGAUGUUGUCAUGCUGAUGACGAUGAACGCGGUGACUUUUCAAAAGCAGCGGCGAAGCCCCUGGAGGAGAAGACACCGAUCGCUGCUUCGUUAAAACCCCACGAUCUCCAUAUUAUUGAAAGACAGCCUGAAUCGAGUAAUGAAGAAAAGACGCACAGUUUUGAGAAAAUUAACGUGCUCCUUGCUUCGCCGACAAAAAUUUGUGCACAUUCUAAUAAAAACUCCAAUGCAAAUCCACUAAUUCAUCCGGUCUACACGAAACCUCCAACUGCUAUUGCAGGAUAUAGCGAGGAUCCUAUGAUAAAAGAACUGAAAGAACGAUUUAAAAACAGAUCUCUUUCCAAGCACAUGUCCAUCGAGGAUGGCAGCCCUGAUAUCAAUGACCGUCAACCAAUCCUUUCGAAAAAGUGUGGUGGAACACCAUUGAAAGCUUAUGUAUCUUAUACAACUGAACAAUUAGACCAACCAGAUUUCAUUAGAGAAAAGAUACCAAAUGAUGAAUUUUGUACCCGUUUUGCCAGAGAGGAGACCCCUCCUUUUAUCGAAGUAAGGUUGUCACCUGUUAUUGAACUUACUCCCACAGUUGCUAAAAUAAUAGAAACGAAGCCGGAAGUCUCACAAAACUGUGUCUGUUUAGAACAGCCCAAACGUCUCAACACUGCCAAUGUUGAUCCACCAGAGGAGAUUCAUGAAUCAGUCCUUGUUGACAUUGCAAACGGAAGUGUCCUGGAUAGUCUCCGAAAUCAAUCUUUCAAUGUUAAAGAAGACGAAACCAAUGAUAAACCCAAGGUAUUAGAUUAUAUUAACGAGGGUUUUAAACAUAGCUCUGGCUCACUGCAUAAAGAAGAGAAGACAAUUAUUGAAAGAGAUUCAAAUGGAGGUUAUAAGGUUUUCAAGGAAUGCAUUGUUUCUACUUUGGUACACAACAAUGAAGCAUUUACAGACAGUUCUCAGUCCCUGACAGAUAAAUGGGAUAUGACUCCAGGUUAUGAUGAUUAUCCAUAUCACAAAUCAGCUAAUAAUAGAAGCGAACCAAAAUUCCAAAUCAGCACAGACAGUUCUUAUACAGCAUUAGAUGAAGACAAAAUGGUCCAAGUGCGUGUUGUGGACAAUCCACUUUCAGAGGAAUCUUAUGAUCUUUGUUCUUUUGAAGGCUAUCAUAAUGUCCCAGAAAAACAACAAUUACUUCCUCAAGACUCACGUACUUACCUUUGGGAAGAUGAUGAUGAACAUGAUGCUGAUGAUGAAGAAACAUUCCUUGAGUCUACACCACCUAUACAAAGUAAAAGAAAUUGCCAGCUAUCUACUGAUUCAGAAACUGUGUGUUCUACAGACCUUUUCCUUCCUGAUUCUGACAGUUCCCAUGAUUCCCCGACACCAGAGAAUAAAUUGAUGGAAUUUUCUUCUCCCACAAAUAUAUCAGAUUUUGCAGAUAAGACUGUGUCAACCUGCAUUGACAAUGCUCAAAAAUGUAUUUCUCAAAAUGAAACAACCCAAGAAAGUUUCAGAGAAUAUCCACUGAAAUCCUUUGGAAAAUAUAUUCUUGAUAAAAAAGUGUCAUUUGAAGAUGAACUAGUAAAUAAUAAUGCUUCUACUAAUUUUGACACCACAUCUGAUUCAGUUGACCUGCCCCCCGAAGAACAGAUCCAGAGAGAGACAUCAUUUGAAAAUGAUGCCCCAUCUUUUUCACCCAGUGAAUGCUCUUCUUCUACAUUUCCAUAUGAUAAUGAUGGAGAUGUAGAAAAAACACAGGAUGACAGAAAAGAUAGUCAAAAUGGAAACCAUUUAAACAGAGCUACACCGGAUAAUAACGAUCAGCAAGAAAAUGAAAACGAUAACGAAUUUCCGUCCCCUCCUGAGGAAUUUCUUGAAUUUCGAGAACUUCUUGAAAAAGAAGGAUUCAGCAAGGAAGAAUUUAUGAGUGUCAGUGAAACAGGAGGUGAAUUAUUGGAUCUGCAUGAAGAAAAUAUUUAUUUCCAGAGAGAUGGUUCUCAUUCUUUAGAUAUUAGUGAAGAUACUAAUUUGCUUGCAAAUCUGAAUGAGUCGCAUUUCCUGGAAGAAGCAAUAUCUCAUUCAUCUGGUUACGAUGAUCGUUCCGUAGAGAAUGAGCGAAUUUCCCUCCUAGACAACAAUGAACACCUUCUUGCAUCUUAUGACAGUGAUUCCUUCCAGCAUGGAGGACAUGUUUCAUAUGAUAAUGAUUUAUUAGAUCAAUCAAUUACAAGUGAUUAUUAUUCAUCUGGUGAUAGAGAUCAACAUUUUUCUGAAUUUUCUCAGUUCUCUUUGAAAGGCAAUGAAAAAAGAUUUGCAGUUUUAGAAGGAUCCAGUGGUCACAGUAGCCAAGACGAGGUAACAGAGGGUGAUGUUAAAACUGGCACAACACAUUCAUCAUUUAAAAAGAAACCUCAAACACCACACUCAGCUCCAAUAAUUAACAGGAGUGGAUCCUUUGAAUUUGAAGACAUUGCUAAAGAUUUAUCGACAUUUAAAAGAGACAUUUCCCUCAAUAGUGAUACUGAUGCCUCAUGUUCAUCACCUGUAUCAGACGUAAGAGUUGAUUUGUUGAGUAAAGUCAGGCACCCUUCAUCUCAGAAACAAAAUAAUUCAAAUAAUGAAAGCAAAACUGAAACCAAAUUACCUCGAAUGAUGUCACAUGAACUUGAAUGUUUCAGCUUAAGUGAUCCUGAAGAGAAAAAAAUGAUACUUGAACCUGAUUUUGGUUAUCCUAUUACCAAAACUGAUGCAUUACAAAGGCAAGAAUCAGAGCCAGAGAAAGGACCAACAAAAGAAAUUUCUGAAGCAAAGUCUGACAUUGAAUUACCAAGCGAUGAAACCACAGACAAUAUCAAACAUGAAUUUACUGAAGAAAAUAUUGUAGCUUCAUCAAGGGAUUCUACCAGUGAUCCUUCAUGUAUACAACUUCAGGAUCCAACAACUGAAAGCACACUGUCAGAAAACAAAGACAAAGAGGCUGAAGACAGUAGUUGUUCAAUAGAUAAAAGUUCCAAAAUUAAAGAGGUUUUAGAAACAAAAGAAAUUCUUGCUAAAUCUUUGAAAGAAAAUGAAAAUCAAAUUGAAACUGAUGACAAUGAACCUUUGCCAUCACCAAAGCUUAGACGUCAGUCAACCUUGAAAACUAGUGAAAUGUUUUCGAUGGCUUUGAUGGAGGAAUUACAGGAAGAACUCAGCUCAGAUGCUCAAGCAGAUCGAUCCAAAUGUUCCAUCAGUUCAGAUAUUCCAAAGAUUGUAAUGACAUCACCAAAUGGAUCCACAACAUCAUCAUCAUCACCUAGAAGUUCUCAGAUAGAUUUGUCCAGUUCAACUGAUAAAGAGGCGCCGGCAACUCAACAAAUCUUUUCUCUACGCUUCCGUCAACCAGCUGCUGACUAUGUCACAUUUCGCAACAGACUUGAAACGACAUAUGUUUCACUUGAAAAUGUUCUCCUUCGAAAUAACAUAAUUCUUGGAACUGUGAAAAUAAAACCAAUGGGGAAUAAGAAAUCUGUUUUUCUCCGUUGCUCAUUUAAUCUUUGGGAGACAGCCGUAGAUAUUCCUGCCACACAUACUCCUAGCAGCUUCCCGAAUCAAUAUGAAACUUUUAGCUUUGCCUUAACCAUGCCAGUGUCCUUCGAAGAAAUCAUGCAUGUUGUUUUUGCAGUUUGCUACAAAAGUGAUGAUCAGACUUAUUGGGACAACAAUGACAAUAAAAACUAUGAAAUAGUAUCAACCCAUACUAUUCAGCAAGAAAUGCUUUCCAAAUUCCGUUCAAGUGAAACUGAAGCUGUGUUACCAAAAUGCUACCCAAGUGUGUUGAAGAAAGGUGUGACAUCUUUCUCAGGUAAUUCCUCUUGGGAUGUGGCUUCAUCUAUAAAAGAAACCAAACAUAUUAGAAAAUCAGCUAUUUGCUUGAAUGUUUCUAAACCUGCUGCUGAUUAUGUCACUUUUAAAAGCCGCCUUGAGAGAGACUUUGUAGCUUUAGAACACGUUUUUAAUAAGGACUUCAUGUUAACUGGUAGCAUCAAAGUUAAAAAUUUAAAUGUAAAGAAAACCGUAUUUAUACGGUGCAGUUUUGAUGGAUGGAAGACUUGCAUAGAUGUACCUGCUAGCUUGUCUAAUACAGAAUACACAUAUCCAUAUGAAACGUACACCUUUGAAAUGAAUGUACCGACAGUUUUUAAUACUAAAAUGCAGUUUGCGGUUUGUUAUCAAGCUGGUGAUAAUGUCUUUUGGGACAAUAACGGUGAUAAAAACUAUCAAAUUUGUUUUUUCGAUAUGUAUGCUAAAAUGCAAGUUGACCCCUGGAAAGGACAGUAGGUUGUUAAUUUAUUUUAUUUAGAAUCACAUUCUUAAUUUAUCUUGGUUAUAGGGGCCCAAUACAUUAAACAUGAAAGGAAAAAAAAAGACAUUUUCUUUCAAACUAGAAGAAAACAAAGCCAUAACAAAAACUAUAUAUAUUGCUUGCUUUUUUUUUUUUUUUUUUUUGAAUAAUUAAGAUUAUGUUUAUUAUUAAAAGUUUAUUUUUUGCAAACUAUCUGUGAUUAUGUAACUUAUGUAAACCUAGUAUAUUAGCACCAAACAGACGUUUAAAGCAGCUUCACCAUUGUUACCGAAAUAAUAUUUCUCCCAUCCCACCACAAAUUCUUUUACAUAUUUUUUUUUUCACAUUUUGAAUAUUUAUUUCUUUUUGUGCUGUUUCAAUCCCUGUUGCUUUACUUGAUUCAACUCUCUGCAAAACACAAACGUUUUAUAACGUUGAGAUGCAACAACAGUAAGAGAAGUGAUCUGUGAUUCUUACAGAUUCAAUCAAUCAAGUUUUAUUCAUAGCUACCUCUAAAGUCUACAUUUAAUCUUUCAUUUAAUUUUCAAUUAUUAUAUACCUUUGGAUUAUUGCAUAUCCUAGAAUAACACCAAUUGUUCUUUUAUUGAUAUACUAUUUCAACGAAAUGUGCAAAAUGGAUAAGAAAAAAACAAAAACAAGUAAAUUAAGUUAUCUUUGAAAUUGCCUAAACCAGAAUGCUAUUUUGUGAUCCAAAUUUCAAACAGAAGUCUUGUUUCUUCUUUUAAUAAAAACCAUUUUGAGCAUAUCACUAAACGAAAAUCAAAACAAAGAAAAUUUGCUAAACUUGUUAAAUGGUAAAAAUAAAAUAAUGACGGUAAACCCCUUUCCAGAAUUAUUUGGCUCAUGGAUAAAAAUAAUUAAAAUAACUAAUUGUUUUACAAUUAAAAGAUUGCUGGAUUUAUACAGCAUUUAUACAGGAAUAUUAAUAAUGUCUCACGAAAGCGAAUAACCAAUCAUUCUUGAUUAAUACUAAUUAAUUACUCUAUUACAGACCCAAACAGUGAAAAAUGAAUCAAUAAUAAUAAUAAUAAUAAUAAUAAUAAUAAAAACAUGGAAUUUUUGUGGACAAAUAACUUCUGCACAGAAAAAGCUCUCACCUAUAUAUAUAUAUAUAUGCAAACACACAUAUGUAUGUAUAUAUUCUAUAUACCAGGGUAUGUUCAAAUAGUUCACAUAUUUCAUCAGUAAGAAUGCCUUCUUUGAAAUAUUUUUGCGAUUCUUUUAGGGGAACAAACAAGAAAUGAUAGACGAACAUAAAAUCAAAUCCCGUUCAACUGAAUAAAUGAUGUAAAUAAUCAGCAAAUAAAGUGUAGCCAUUCUGGAGUAAAAUAUAAUUUCUGUCAUGAAGGGAAAAAGGUGAAAAUUCUCUUUAGAAGCUGCUCCUGUCAGAGAAACGAAAAUUUCAAACCAAGAGUAGCAACUCCUGCCAAUAAUGAUUUAAUUGCUGAGUUUAAAUCGAGUGAACGAUAAAAACUUCAAUGGAAGUUAAGGUAAACAGCACAAAAUGUCAUUUAAAUUAUGUGUGAUUAUGUGUGUAUAUACAUACAUAUAUGCAUUACAUAGAUAUAUGUGUGUGUAUGUGUAUGUAUGUGUGUAUAUAUAUAUAUAUAUAAAUAUAUAUAUAUAUAUAUAUAUAUACACACACACGUGUAUGUAUAUAAAUAUAUGUAUGUAUAAGUAUGUGUAUAUAACUAUGUAUAUAAGAAAAACAAUAAUACAUAAUAUAAACACCACUCAUCUAUUAAUCUACUGAGCAGGAGUGAUAUAACUGCAUCAAGGUUUCAAAACUGAGUUCUUGCAACUUACCAAUGCAAAAAAAAAAAAAAAGAAAAGAAAAGAAAGAAAAA